This is a messenger RNA of Penicillium antarcticum, 2535 nucleotides long. RefSeq names its product AP-3 complex subunit beta. Bases 1 to 2535 code for a protein of 844 amino acids. The transcript is spliced from 3 exons. The record is from RefSeq and is a predicted model, not a curated record. Gene Ontology annotation, cellular component: AP-3 adaptor complex; membrane coat. Gene Ontology annotation, biological process: intracellular protein transport; vesicle-mediated transport. NCBI's taxonomy places the organism in Eukaryota, Fungi, Ascomycota, Eurotiomycetes, Eurotiales, Aspergillaceae.
AUGGAAACAAUUUCCAGGAUAUCCUCGAUGCUGGAGACAGCCCGAGAGCUCACUUUAGAGGCCGCCCAGUCCGCUGCUAUUAAUCGAAGCUCGAAAUCAGAUUACUCGUCACGAACUUACAGUGCCGCUCAUGUCAAGAAGCUACUUGACAGUCGCCAUGAGCGGGAAGUGCUAGAUGGAAUGCGCAGGGUCAUCUCGCUGAUGUACCACUCCGAACCCUCCCUUAAUUUUUUCUCUGCGGUUGUCAAAAAUGUCGCUAGUGCCAAUCUUGAAGUCAAGAAGUUGGUUUACAUCUAUCUGGUUCAUCAUGCGGAGGCUGAACCGGAUUUGGCACUGCUCUCUAUCAACGCAAUUCAGAAAUCCUUGACCGAUUCCAACCCUCAGGUUCGAGCUAUGGCGCUUCGGACUAUGUCAGGCAUCCGGGUUCCAGUGAUCAGUCAAAUUGUUUCGCUGGCUAUCAAACGGGGAUGUGGGGAUAUGAGUCCUCAUGUGCGCAAGGCGGCUGCUUUGGCUAUCCCCAAGUGCUAUCGUCUGGACCCCAACACUCUACCGCAAUUGAUGGGAUAUCUCUCGACACUUUUGGGUGAUUCUCAAUACUUCGUGGUUGGUCCCGCAGUUGCGGCAUUCUUGGAUUUGUGUCCGGAUGAGAUCGACUUGAUUCACAAGAACUACCGGAGUCUGGUAAAGAAGCUGGUUGACAUGGAUGAAUGGGGUCAGCUUGCGACUUUGCGUUUGUUAACUUUCUAUGCACGGAAGUGCUUCCCUCGUCGAACUCGAAUGGUUAAGCCCUCGGCACCUGAGUCUUUCUACGAUGAUGAGAAUCUGCAGGAUGACCAAAAUGACGGUGAGGAGUAUGAAGCACCGGUGAUGGAUCCUGACCUCGAGCUUCUACUGCGAGCCUGCAAGAAUCUUCUUAUGAGCCGAAACUCUGCCGUCAUUGUCAGUGUUGUCCGCUGUUUCCUUUACCUUGCUCCUUCGGAAUAUAUUGAGUCAGCUAUUGGUCCCCUUGUGGCCCUUUUACGAAGCCCGCAAGAUAUGCAGCUCAUUGCUUUGUACAACAUUGUUGCCGUUGCUUUAAGGACUCCUAAGCCUUUCGCGCGAUACACUGCCCACUUCCUUGUUCAUGCCAACGAUCCACCCCACAUUUGGCGUCUCAAAUUGGAGGUUUUGACCAUUCUGUUCCCGCAUUGUGGAAGACACUGGAAGGGUGUCAUUAUCGGUGAACUGGAGCAUUUCUCUAAGGGCACAGAUCCGGAUCUGGUGCGAGAGAGUGUACGGGCCAUUGGCCGCUGUGCGCAAGGAGAUACAAGCACAUCUGGCAUGUGUUUGCGAAUCUUACUCGGCCAGAUCUCUAGUUUAGAUGGAAACCUUGUGUCAGAGUCAUUGACUGUCAUUCGCCACCUGAUUCAACAAGAUCCUGCCUCGCAUAAAAACACUGUUCUUCAGCUGGUCAAGCACCUCGGUUCCACAACUCACCCAGAUGCACGAGCAACGAUCAUUUGGCUAGUCGGGGAGUUUGCUGGUGUUGAUCCAGAAAACAAUAUUGCGCCUGAUGUCCUCCGCGUUCUGAUCAAGGGAUUCGCAGAUGAGACUGAAAUGGUCAAGCAGCAGGUUGUUCUCCUUGGUGCCAAAGUUUAUCUUCAUCAUCUUCUACAAAAUCCACCAAAAGAACAGCCCGAACAAACUGAAUCUUCCACGGAGCCAGAAAAGUCCGCUCCGCAGCAGGACUUCCAAAACGAGUGGAAUGACAAUGGCACCGGAGGCUCGCCAGAUGCCGAUCAGCCGCAUGAAGAAGGUCACACACCAAAGGCCAAUGCACGAGAAGCAAAGGAAGGUGAAGAAGAAGAAGAAAAAGAAGAAGAAGACCGCAUCACCCUGCUCUGGCGCUAUAUCCUUCUUCUCGCACGCUAUGACACAUCGUACGACCUCCGCGACCGAGCUCGUCUGUACAAGAGCCUUCUAGAAACACCCUCUUCUACCCAGCUCGCCAACCUACUUCUCUUGGCACCAAAGCCAGUUCCCCACGCCCCAAGCCCGUCCGAAACCCGAAAGGAUUUACUCAUCGGCUCUGCCACACUAGUAGUCGGCACUGAUGCUGGAUACCACGGUCUGCGCGGCUACACCACCCUACCAGACUGGGUUGAACUAGGUCACGAGCCAGACUCAAGUCUCCGCGUUGAAGACGUGAAGCCAGACACAUCUGCCACCCAGGCUUCUCUUACUGCCGGUGCCCGUCUCGACAAAGCUCUGAAGGAGCACCAGAGCACUGUUGCCCCAGUCCGGAACAGAAAUGGUGUACCUAUGGCUGCGGACCCCGCUGGGAAAAAGACGCUCGACCAGUGGCUACAGGAAGAGUCUGAGGAAGAAACAGAAACAGAAUCCGAGACUGACUCGGAAGGUGAGACGGACUCCGAAGAAGAGUCCGGCUCCGAGGAGGAGUCUGACGAGGAUGAAGAAGAUGAUGAUGAAUCCGAAGAAGAAACGGACUCCGAAAGCGAGGCUGUUCAAAAAGAGUCUACGCAGUUACUUGGAUGA